Messenger RNA from Epinephelus fuscoguttatus (brown-marbled grouper), 5149 nucleotides. It is a transcript of the gene tmem259, whose product is annotated as transmembrane protein 259. The transcript has 12 exons. Gene Ontology annotation, cellular component: endoplasmic reticulum. Bases 568 to 2697 code for a protein of 709 amino acids. Lineage: Eukaryota; Metazoa; Chordata; Actinopteri; Perciformes; Serranidae. Gene Ontology annotation, biological process: response to endoplasmic reticulum stress; positive regulation of ERAD pathway. The record is from RefSeq and is a predicted model, not a curated record.
UUGACUGUAGGACCCGUAUUUCCGCUCUGGUCUUGUUUCCGUCUCCAAACAGCAGCCGUCAGUCCGCUGUUAGCCGCUGAUAGCCGAGAGUUGAGUCGCCUCGGGUUCGUCUGAACAAACUGAGAUGAGUCCGCACACGGUCACCGGGACCUGCUAGCUACCAGCUGCUUAUACCGCUGCUCCUCGAAAGGCUAACUAGCUGUUAGCUGCUAGCACCUGUAGCGUUACCUUCCUGUGAAACGGAGCCUGCUAACAGAGCUAAGAGGCUAGCUGCUGCGUUUCUCAAUCUGUUUGUUUGUUUAUUUGUUUGUUUACUCUGAUGAAAACACCGGAAAGGAGCCGCGAGCAUGGACACACACUUGUCGAGCAAAUAACAGCAUCACCUGUUGGAAGAAAUUGAGUCCAUCAGCUCUCAGCUCGCUGUGAAUCAGACUCUGGACACCUUCAUCACCUGACUUGAGAUCAGAGUCUUCCCUUUGCCCUGAGGUCACCUCCCAGCCGCCAUGCUGACCUAGAGUCAGCUGAUAGUUUGUGCAGUUUGAGCAGAAUCAUCCAGAGACAGAGAUCAUGUCUGAGAAUCAGGCCAACAACAACAACGUCCCUCUCAACAACAACAACAACAACAACAUGGGACCCAACCGCAUCCGAAACCCCAACAUCAACCAGAACCCCCUCAUCAACGUAAGAGACCGCCUCUUCCACGCCCUCUUCUUCAAAAUGGCCGUCACAUACGCCCGACUGUUUCCUCCGUCCUUCAGGAGAGUCUUUGAGUUCUUCGUCCUGCUCAAGGCACUCUUCGUCCUCUUCAUCCUCGCCUACAUCCACAUCGCCUUCUCUCGCUCGCCCAUCAACUGUCUGGAGGUGGUGAGGGAGCGCUGGCCUCGUGACGGCAUCCUGCGGGUGGAGAUCCAGAGGAACUCCAGCCGAGCCCCCGUCUUCCUGCAGUACUACGACUCUACAGGCCUCCAGGAGGAGCUGGAGGCUGAGGAGGGGGGAGGAGGAGCAGGAGGGGUUCCAGCACUAAGCCUGGCGGCGCUGCAGGAGGAAGACGAGGAAGAGGAGGAGAUGACCCUGGAGAUGUUCGACAACAGCUCAGUGCAGUUUGAGCUUGAUAUGGAGCCUCGUCUGAAGCCAUCUCUGAUUGGAGGAGGUGUUGGAGGAGGCAGAGCAGCAGCAGCAGGAGGAGGAGGAGGAGGAGGAGUGAACGACAGUCAGGACGUCUCCUUCAGUCAGACCACUAAAGGUAUGCAGCCGCUGAAGGACUCAGUGUCUGAGCUGGAGAUGAUGACCAGAGCAGUGUGGCCUCAGGAGGAGUACAUCGUGGAGUAUUCUCUGGAGUACGGCUUCCUGCGUCUGUCUCAGAGCACCAGACAGAGACUCAACAUCCCCGUCAUGGUUGUCACUCUGGAUCCCAUGAAGGACGAGUGUUUUGGCGACGGCUUCAGUCGCUUCCUGCUUGAUGAGUUUUUGGGGUAUGACGACAUCCUCAUGUCCAGCGUGAAAGCGCUUGCUGAGAACGAGGAGAACAAAGGGUUCUUAAGAAACGUGGUGUCUGGAGAACAUUACCGCUUUGUCAGCAUGUGGAUGGCCAGAACCUCGUACCUGGCAGCCUUCGUCAUCAUGGUCAUAUUCACUCUGUCCGUCUCCAUGCUGCUCAGAUAUUCUCACCAUCAGAUCUUCGUCUUCAUCGUGGACCUGCUGCAGAUGUUGGAGAUGAACAUGACCAUCGCCUUCCCAGCAGCCCCUCUACUCACUGUCAUCCUGGCCCUCGUUGGCAUGGAGGCCAUCAUGUCAGAGUUCUUCAACGACACGACAACAGCCUUCUACAUCAUCCUCAUCGUCUGGUUGGCCGACCAGUACGACGCCAUCUGCUGCCACACCAACACCAGCAAACGCCACUGGCUGAGGUUUUUCUAUCUGUACCACUUUGCCUUCUACGCCUAUCACUACCGCUUCAACGGUCAGUACAGCAGCCUGGCACUGGUCACCUCCUGGCUCUUCAUCCAGCACUCCAUGAUCUACUUCUUCCAUCAUUAUGAGCUUCCUGCCAUCCUGCAGCAGAUUCGGAUUCAGGAGAUGCUGCUGCAGAACCAGCAGGCGGGUCAGGCCAAUCAGACGGCCCUGCAGGAUAAUGCCAACAACAACAACACCGCUGCUGCUGCAGUGGCGACGACUGGACCUGCCAACACCACCCAACCAGGACCCAACACCAUCCAGCCGGGACCUCACACCGACCCCCAGACCUCCUCCUCCUCCUCCUCCUCUCCUCCACCUGCAGCAGCAGGUGGAGGGGAAGUAAGGGCGGAGCUAAACUGGGUUGCUCAGACGGCCGCCAUCAUCACUGAAGCUCUGUCCUCCUCCAGCCAGCCCUCUGAUGGAGGAGGAGGUGUGUCUGGAGGUCAGGGGUCAGCAGGAGUGGCAGAGGUCAGUGUGGUGGCAGAGUUCUGGAUGGGAGGAGGAGGAGGAGUAACAGGAGGAGGAGGAGGAGGAGGAGCAGGAGGUGAAGAUCCCAACAUUGUUUCAGUUGAAAUUAAAAGCACAGCAGGAGGAGCCGAUCCUCAAGCCAGCCCUCCUAUCAGAGGGCUUCAGGCAGAGGAGGCGGGGUCAUCAGAGGCCACGCCCCCACAGACAGACUGCCCCCUCUCACAGAGUGCAGGUACAGACUGGGACUGCAGAGCAGCACAGAGCCCGUCCUGAGAGUCCAGGUGUCGUCUUGCUGACAUCAUCGGUACCUCAGUCUGUCAGCCAAUCAGGGUGAUUGAUCAGUGAACGGUCCGUCACUGACCUCAGAUCAGCUGAACCAAUCACAUUUUAUUUCCUGUUCUAAACCAAUGUCAGAUUGAUCAAUCAACUGAGUGUGAGGUCAAGACAGAGCGACGCUCCUCAGAUGAUCAGUCACAUGAUCAGUCUGACGUCAUUGGUCCAAAGAUUAUUUAUCUCAUUAAUAAUCUGUCACUUAUUGAUUAACCAGCUGAUUGUUUCAGCUCCAAACGUCCAGUGUGUUGUCUGUCAUUCAGGAUUACAGAUUACAGAUUACAACCAUCUGAAAGUUCUCCUGGUCAGAAUUCCUUCAGUGUUGAUUGUUGAGGAGCUGAAAUAUCAUCAGAGGUCUCUUCCUCUCAGAAACAAACACACCAGCUGAUUAUGAACACAUGAAUGUCUCUAUCUAGAGUCAGUGUUUGGUUUGUCCGUUCUGGGCUACUGUAGAAACAUGGCGGUGCAACAUGGUGACCUCUGUAGACGAGGACCUGCUCCCUGUGGAGAUAUAAACAGCUCAUUCACAACCAUUCUGACUUUCAUCUCGGAUUUAAUUUAACUCGACACAGAAACUCUUCAGACUUCAGAUGAUUCGUUCUGUCACUCAGGAUGUGACGUUUCUUGUGAUGUCAUCAAACAUGUCGGCUGUUAAAAUGUGAGAUGUGUGAACAACACAAACAGUGAAACGUGUAAACUUAGAAACCACAAAUAUGAAACCUCUGCAGAUUCACAGCUUUAACAGAUCUCGCACACACCUGAAAACAUUUAUGAAAAUCUUUGUAGCGUUUACUUCUCAGUCAUGUUUGUUGUGUCGCAGCAUCACGAUGUUUCAGUCCCAUGUUUGUGGUGUCACGUGUCAGUCUUAUUUCCUUGUUAUUUUUUCUGCGUUCCUCAGAGAACUGUAAACGAGGUCCAACAUCAGUGACCACGAGCACUGCUGACUCUUCCCCCUCCGUUAACAGUUCUGAUGUAAUGAUUCAUAAAUGUCAUUUUUCCUGGGAUAAUAAUGAUGACAUCAUACGGCGAGGCCUCCACUGGCUCCUCCCACCAUGUUUGUGAUUCUCAGUUCUGUGUCUGCAGCGUUUCACAAGUCUUUUUGUUUCUGCCAGUCUGUUUCAUGUCUGUGGACGUCGUUUUAUUUUUACAGGCACGUGAACGCACCGCUGACCCGGUCACAUGAUCUCCAAUUCGUCUGUAACUCGUCCGUUCAAUCUGCUGCUGAGACUCGACACUGAAUGAGUCACCUAAUAACCAAGUCACAUGUUCACACUCACUGCAUCUCCAAACAUGGAUUAAUCCACCGCUGAAAAUAAUCCCCGUCUGUUUGUGAUCAGCUGAUUGAUGACAUCAGUGAUCAAUCUAUUGAUUAGUGUUUUUAAAGGUCUUCAGUAGGAACCAAUGAGAGCUCAGAGACACAGACAGGAAGUCAGUGACAUUUAGAAACACACUGGACCGAUCCUUUAAAUCAUUCGACACAUGUUGACCCCUCAUGAUGGACCCUGAUGAUCAGUUAUUGAUCAGCUGUGAUCGAUCAGCCCUGAUUCUGACAGACUGAAGCACAGCCUCUGAACUGUGUUGCUUUCUGUUUCCAUCAAGUUUUAUUUCGAAGACAAAGACUCUGACAACAGGAAGUGGUUUUGGAGCGUCACGACGGUCGGAGUGAUCGAUCAGGACUUUCUGUCAGAAUGGAUGCCUUAUCAAUAAUCCUCAGACUGUCAGCAGCGGAGUGAACUGAUUGAUUGUGCAAUAUGAUGCCAGCUAUGUCACACCUCAGGCCCCGCCUCCUGCUAGAGGGAGUGGCCUGUCACUGUGAUGCGUUCAGGGGUUGGGAGGCAGAAACUGCCGGUGCUCUCAGUGACAGGUCUGCAGAUGCCUUCAGGUGCUGCCCGUCAGCUCGUAGAUGUGAGUGUCAGCUGUGUGGUGCUGCUGACCUCAGAUCUGUUUCUUGCUGUUGUUACAUCACUUUCUGCAGGAAGUAAUCACUUCUUUUUCUUAAUUCAAACAUUGUUCAACGAAGUUAAAGUCAGGUCAGAUCAGCAACACGUAGACACACUUAAACAACACGUCCAGGUGAAAGGCUCAGAGAUGAAUCCUCACACACACACACACACACACACACACACAGGAUGUUUAUAUCACAGUCAUGCUGACACGUCAGACGCCAGGUCACAAGUCAUUUCAGGAUGACGAUCCUUUUAGAAAUGUUCAGAGACUUAAGGAGUAGACGGAGAGGACAGAAGGUCAAUCAGAAAUGUGUUUGAUCAGUGAUUGAUUAAUCUGGUAUCCAUGGCGACUUGAAAUCUGAGUCCAACUUUGUUAUUCCUGUAGCGGUCAUAUGAUCCCCUGAGCGCACCAUGGACCAGCUGAUCAGCUGCUCGUCUGUGAAGAAGAC